AUAACAUUUUCAGACAAAUGUUUAAAAUGCUUUGAAAUCUGGAAAUCUUUAAUACUCUGUGUUCCUGGGGAACCUUAAUUUUUUUGUUACAUGUUUUGACCUAACAGACCUGUUUCAAAAAUGACAGAAACCUCAUGGGAGGGCUCUAAUGGCCUAGUGAGGACCAGGUCUGGACGGAGAAAGCACUGGAAACUGCCAAACAUGAUACAGGGUGUUCGUCACAGGUUCAGGGAUAAGUGGAGAAGUAAGUCUCCAGACUUUACUCUUGAAGAAACUGCAUCUCAAAGUUCAAAUUUCCAAUUUCCUGGAGGAAAUAGUCUCCCCAGAGCUGCCAGUCUUAUGAGCACCGACUACGGGUUCAAUGAUUGGGGAUUUGAGGAGGAAGGGACAAAGGUGGCAGCGCUACAUGCUAAACCUGUUGUACCUCAGCCUGGGACAUCAAGACAUGUGGCAGCGUCAGAUAUUCAUUUCAAUGGUAGCAACAACUCUUCUAAUCAAAGACAUAUUAGCAGUGAAAAUCAAUCAUUAACUUCUCAUGAUACAUAUACAAACUCAAGUGGCAGACAAGUUGCAGGAAAUAAUGUAAAUUUAGGGCUACAAAACAAUGGGACCGUCCAGAGAGGGAAAUCAGUCAGAUUUGGUGAAAAUAGGAUUAGUAUAUUCAUGCAGGACUCAACCCAAGCACUAGAAGAAUGUGUACGUUUAGCACUGUCCUAUGCUGAAGAAACUAAGCGUGGGGACUAUUGCUCUGAUAGUGAAGCUGUAAAUCUUUCCCGUCAUAUCAGUCAGGCUCAGGAUUCAGAGAUGGGAGCUGGAGAUGGAAAAUCAAAUUCUUUCUGGUCUGAUACGGAAGAGAGAAAUAAAACGAUUGAUAAUAACCGAAAGAGUGAUAGUCAUUGUGAACGUGCUUCAUCUAACUCCUCUCAAAAACCCUAUGGUCAGGCUGUGAAUUCUUUAGACAGGGUGGAGAGGAUAGAAAAUAGAUAUAGAAGAAAAAAGAAAAAUUCACAAAUUAAUGAAGUUUUUUCUUUUAUUGAUAAGGUACUAAGUGGCUGUGAAAAUGGAUGUUCUGAUGAUGGAUGUCCUUUAGCUCGAGGUUGUGUUCCUCAACUGCAUGGAGGAGGACAUCAUGUGUCUUUCCAUUCCCAUCACAAUGGUGGAAGUGCUGGCAAAUAUUCCGAAAAGAAAGAUCAUCGUGAUAAAACAAAUAAAACAUACGCUUACAAUCGUCCAAGUUUAGAGUCAACCUGGAACCAGUCAAGAAAGGAAACAGGAUAUGAAAGUGAGAGUGACUGUGAUCUUCUAACAGAAGCUGGAGCAUCAAGUUCAAACUCUAAAGGAAGAACCAGGAAAAAAGAAUCGUCAAGAGCCCUGGUGUCCUCUAACAAGAAAACUGCCGAGGAUGUGUUUGCUCAGAUUAUUUUCUGUUCCGAGUCUAGCAAUAAAAAUAUGGGAAUGCCAAAAUACAUGCACUUACAUCACAAAAUUAGUCAAACAAUUUGCAAUGCCAUCUUUUUAUGCAAGAUAUCUGAUGAUGAUCGAAUGUCCCUAACUACAGCAAUAUCUGAAGACGAUGAUGCUGAAAGCGUACACAAUUCUACUUCUCCAUAUAAGGCGCGGCAGAGUGGAAGUGCUGCAAGUUUCAACUGCACAGGCGCGGUUAGGAAAGCCGGUUUUCUUUCAGUCAAAAAAUGGCUGCUUCGAAAAAAGCAUCAGGUUGAGCUGGCUAGGAAGCGAGGGUGGAAGGGCUACUGGGUGUGCCUGAAAGGAACAACUCUGCUUUUUUAUCCUUGUGAUUCAAGAGAGGGAAGAGCUGUUGAGGCAACCCCAAAACAUUUGAUAAUUGUGGAUGGAUCCAUCCUUCAACCUAUCCCUGAACAUCCGAAGAGAGAUUUUAUCUUCUGUCUCUCAACAGCAUUCGGGGACGCGUACCUAUUCCAGGCCCCCUGUCAAGUGGAGCUUGAGAACUGGGUAAACAGUAUACAUUCAGCAUGCGCAGCGGCAUUCGCGCGCCAUAGAGGAAAAACCGGAACCCUUCACCUUCUCCAGGAGGAGAUCUAUAGACUAGAGAAGGGUCUGGAGGCUGACCACAAGCUGAAGAGGAUGGCUGAACUACAAUCCUCCGUUGUAGCAGAUCCUCCAUCCAAACAUCAGAUUCAGAGUCAGAUAAGUCACUGGGAGGAGAACCUGGAGAGGUUGCAGGUUGAACAGUUUAGAUUGAGAUGUUACAUGGCGAGUUUACAGGCUGGAGAACUACCAAAUCCAAAGGGAGUGCUAACCCAAAUAUCCCGGCCUACGAAGGGUAUGCUGAACAGACUGGGCGUAUUCACUGUAUCCUCCCUCCAUGCCUACAUCUGUGCUAGGAGUCCCAGUUUACUAAAUAAUCUGCUGGCAGGGAGGGGUGCAACAAAACGACGUGCUCCCAUGCUAUCCAGAAAUAAUUCUGUCUCUGGUCGGAGAAGUUUGCAUAACUCCAGUGGAAGCAUGGACGCAGAGAAACUUGUUCAAGUUGACCUCCCGGAUAAUCAGUGUGUAUCUGUCUAUCUUCGCGACGCCAUGACAGUUGAAGAAUUUCUAGCGGCGAGCUGCAUUAAACAAGGACUUUCACCAAAUGAACAUUUUAUCAGGGUGAAGAAACGCCGUGAGAUGCCAAGCGUAAACUAUUUUGUUCCUCACAGAUCUGAUGUUAUCGAAACAUAUCUUGCAACACACGAGGUUGUGGAGGUCUGUGGGAAGAUUCUUUACCAGGUUGAGUUAGCUAGAAGUACCCUUGAGGUAAUGUGGGGGUUCUCCGUAGAGGCUGAACUAGUUGAGAACAACGAAAAGCAGGAUGAACUUUGCUGCUAUGUAUCCAGAGUGGAAGAGACGAGUGUAGCGAUGGAAAACGGUAUAAUAAAAGCUGAUGAGAUAAUGGUGAUAAACGGGGCAAUUGUAUCAGAUCUCGAUAUGAUGUACAUAGAAUCUGUACUGCAGUUAGAUUCCCUGGUGUGCCCCCCUCCCCCCUCGGACAGUGCAUUGAAUGAAGACGUAAUCUCCAGCCUGAUUGUACCUGCCCCUAAAUGGAAUAAGGAAAAUGUUUCCCCCGACGGAGAAUCUACAGCUCCUCCCUCAGAUAGAAGUGACAGGAGUAGCGGUCAUCUUCAAUCAGAUAGGGGUAGCGGGUAUAUCCACAGUGAGCGGGAUAGUGGAAUUGGUGGUAUAACAAUACCCCAUCCUAAAUCUAGAGGAGGAGAUAUAAUAGGUAACCAACCAGCACUUGAUGUUGAUGCACUGAUCCGGCAGCAGCAAGGGAGCAGUCUGACCGGCCGGCUGGGUAGCCCGACCGGAAGUGUGGUUAGUUUAACCACACUUCCCAUAGGAACACCAAGGCAACUGUCUGACGCUGAGAAAUUACGCAAAGUGAUACUUGAACUGGUAGAGACGGAGAGAACUUAUGUUCAGCAUCUUGGAUACCUAAUGAAAACAUACCUGGAGCCCCUACGACAGGAAACUUUCCUUUCUAAUACCGAAAUAUCCUCCCUCUUCGGGAAUAUACAGGAGAUCUAUAGUUUCCAACAGCAGUUUCUUCACACUAUGGAGAAUGCUUUGGAUACGGAGGCACAGUUCAUGAACCUGGAUACUCCCAGUCAAUUCAAGAAUAUAUUGUUCUCCAUUGGCUCAGCGUUCCUGUACUAUGUAAACCAUUUUAAGCUUUACAGCUCAUUCUGUGCUAGCCACUCAAAAGCUCAAAAAGUUCUGCACCCAAGUGAGGGUAAUCAAGCACUGCAGGAGUUCCUUCUCUCCUGUAAUCCUAAACAACAACAUUCAACAGCUCUAGAAUCCUAUCUGAUAAAACCAAUCCAAAGGAUUCUCAAGUACCCUCUACUACUCAACCAACUCAAGAACCUGACAGAUACUAGUACAGAUGAACAUCAACAUUUGAUAGAGGCCCUCAUGGGAAUGGAGAAGGUUGCCGAGCAUAUUAAUGAGAUGCAGAGAAUACACGAGGAAUAUGGCGCCAUCUUUGAUCAUUUGUUCAGACAACAUCAUAAAACUAGUAAACAGGUGGUAGAUUUAUCCCCCGGUGAUCUGCUGUACUAUGGCGGGGUAGAAUGGAUAAAUAUUGCGGAUUUUCUUGGCAAAAUCAAAAAGGGUUUGGAGUUGCACGCAAUGUGCUUUGUAUUUAAAACUGCAGUCGUCUUCCUCUGUAAAGAGAGACUACGACAGAAGAAAAAAUCAUUAAUUGUAAGUCGUGCAAAGGCAGUCAUGUAUUUAAAGAUGACGUAUCAGGAUAUGUCUGGACACUAUCUCUGGGAGCUGAUCCAUCUCAAGUCUCAGGUUCAGCGUAGACAAGAGAAAAUAUAUCAUCUCUCUAACAGUACAUCAGACUUCAGAAAUGCGUUCCUUAAAACUAUUCGACAAAUUAUCAGAGAAAGUGUGAGGAACAUGUCUUUACCCCCAUGUGAUCCAGUAAGAAGGCCUGAACCUCCAAUGAGAUCUGACUCUACGAAGCUAACCUGUCACGAACAAGAGGGUCAUUCCACCCAUACUCUACAGUUAAAUAGAAAAAAGACGAGUACGAGUAAGGCAAGCUAUAACAGCUUGCAGCGUCACAGCAGUGCUAAUAUAGAAAGCAUGCAUCGAUCCGUGGAUCUGCAUCGAUCAAUUGAUCUUAAUCGAUCAAUGGAUCUCAAUAGAUCAAUGGAUCUCAAUCGAUCUAUGGAUUCCUAUCAACGGUGUGCAUCAGGCAACCUUGAUUACGAUAAUGUUGAGAACUGCAGAACUACAUCUAAUGGUGGAGUUACAAGGAAAGAUAGAAAUCUUGGAGAUGGUUUAGAUGAACUAGCUGAUCUGGCCGGACAUAGUGAAUCUGACAGUGUGCGAGACGAGUGUAGUUCUGGUGUACGAAGUGAAGGCGAAGAGGAUCCGCCGCGGCGGACAGGAACCCUUUCUUGGGAGGAUGAGAGGCGGGGCGGAGUGGGCGGAGUGGGCGGAGCAGCCCAGCUCGGAUCCUCCUCAACCCUCUCAUCCUGUUCUACCACCAGCCAGGCUAGGUUGAUACAAUCAUCACUUAGAGAAACCCAACCUCCGGUUCCGCCUCCGAGAACAUCCUCCGCCGUGACGGAAGCUCUUCCGCCACCAACCUCCGAUCUAGGUAAGCGAUCAACCUGUAUGCAAUGCUAUCUAUCUGGACACUCUGAUGGGAGCAUAGACUCCGUGGAGCCGUCUACUGAAGGGAGCAGCUCCGUUGGAACUCCUCGGGAUCCAAACCCUCCGGAUCCUCUUCAACCCAUGGUUCCAAUACCUCGGGACGGAGAUAGCGGGAUAGGACAGGAUAUGAUACAAUCCUGUUUGUCUGCCGGGAUACGGAACUCAGAGAGUCGGGACUCUGGGAUUGGGACAAGGGAAUUAUUGCCGACUAACUUCAAUCCAGAGUCCCGAGAUAAUUUCCCGAACAGCUCGGGACUAGAGUCUCGGGACAGUAUUCAAAGCAGCUCCGGUCCUGAUUCCCAGGAUUAUAUCCCAAACAGUUCUAAGGAUAUGAUCCCGUUUGUCCCUGCUCCCACUGGGUCCGGAGUAUCAAUCCCGAGCCUGGGAGUUUCUGAGUCUCGGGAAAGUAUCCCGAAUAGCUUGGGACUGGGAAUAGAACUGCUUGACAGUGGGGAUGAAAUUAUAGUGUAUCGGGAACCUAAUCCCGAUGAUAUUACUGUUUCAACAAAUGAAUUUAUUUAAACAUUUACGAUGUCGUAGAGUACUAUCUAGCGUUUACAUAUAUAUUCUAUAUAUUUACACAAUUUCAUGAUACAUCUUUGUGCUACAUUGAAAUAUUUCUUUAAAAACUUGAUGUUGUCUUAUGAAUUUUGGAGAGCCCUUAUACUGCAUGAUAAAUGAAUUUCAAAUACAAUUUUUUAAUAUUUGAAAUUCAAGAAACACUAAUGUUUAUUUUUAUUUUUCGCAUGGUUCCGUAUUUAUUUCUAAAGUACUGCAUGUACAGCGUACACCCAAUUUUCCCUAUAUCAAUACACUUAAGUAAAUUCUACGCACAAAUAUUUGUAUUUCAUCUCAUGUUCAGCCCUGUUAGAGUUUGGUAUCAGCUGUCGACUAGAAAUCCGCCAAACAACAAACAAAAUCAAGUAUUUUGUGUACAAAAUACUGCACUCUUAAUACCUGUAUUUUCUUAUUGUAACAAUCAAACUUUUAAAUUAUCCCAGUUCUUAACUUUUAGUUUAUUUAUUUUAA
This is a messenger RNA of Eurytemora carolleeae, 6219 nucleotides long. Its product is annotated as protein still life, isoforms C/SIF type 2. NCBI's taxonomy places the organism in Eukaryota, Metazoa, Arthropoda, Copepoda, Calanoida, Temoridae. Gene Ontology annotation, biological process: small GTPase-mediated signal transduction; positive regulation of axonogenesis; activation of GTPase activity. Bases 121 to 5712 code for a protein of 1863 amino acids. The record is from RefSeq and is a predicted model, not a curated record. Gene Ontology annotation, molecular function: protein binding; guanyl-nucleotide exchange factor activity. Gene Ontology annotation, cellular component: synapse; membrane. The transcript is spliced from 46 exons.